GCAGAACUUGGUGUGGCUAAUCAAGCCAAUUCUAGAGCGGUAUACUUGCCACAAUUCAUGCAUGUGUAUUCCAAUCUAGACUCUAUUCAGAUAUAGAAAUUGUGAAGGAGAAAGAGGAUUUAUUGGAUAUUUUCGUACAUGACGAAAAUUAAAAAUAGAUAACUUGGUGGAUCCGGUGUAUAAAAUAAAGGAAGUAUUGAUAAGAUAUCUUUUUUUAGUUAUAAUGAAAAUAUCACUUUUUUGUUUUCACCAAUACUCCAAUACAGACGUUAGGAUAGAGAACAAAGGUUUUUUUUUUUUUUUUCAUAUUAGAUAUCAUGCCUGGCCAUAAAGUCUUUAGUGGCGCUUACAGAGUGGAAAAUGCCAUUUAACAAAGAAAAUAAUUGCCAUGGACAGUUUUGGUGAUAGUCUAUGUCUAGAAAAAUUUUGUGAACAAAAAUAAAAACAUACUAGGCUUUGUAAAGCCUAAUAUUCUGCAUAUAUUCCAACAGUUUUUUGUUUUUUUUUAAAUUCUUUCAUAACUCUUGAUUACAAUUUUUUAAUAAUUGGUCAAUAGUUGAUAAAGGGAGAUUACUCUGACACCAAUGUUGCUAACUAAAACAAAACAAUCAUCUGGCAUUUCUUGUUGCUCAAGACCCCUUAAUUCUUAAUUUACUUUUUAAUAUUUACACUCUAAACUAAUAAUAUUCCUGGAGUCGGCAGUUACAAUCUGUUAGGUGAUCAUCAUGGUCCUAUUAAAGACUUGGAACUGAACAGAACAAGAUCCCUUAACAGAUUAGAUCAAAGUGGAAGGACAUAUAAAGACAUAGCUCUUGUUCAAUGGACAAAAUGGCCAAAUUAGUGAGUCGUAAAUUUGUCAUCGUUGAUCGCAAGUAAUUCUUGAUCAGUUUAAGUUUGGAAAAACUUCUCUCGCAUGUAUCGACGCUUACCGCAAUAAUAAAAAAAUAUGUGAAUCAUGAUGACGAUAUUCGGGACUGAAUCAUCUAGCUGAUAUUUUUUUAUAAAAUUCAAGAGCUCAACAGGUCCGUGUUUUGGAAGUUCGGAGGCUUCUGAUGAAACUGUGACAAACCGUUGAAGCCUCCAGCAGAAAUUCGUUUUUAUCAAUGUCGCUAGGAGUACUAUCAAGAUGAUUUCGACCUGAGGAUUUAAUAGCUGGGAAGGCGACAAAAAUUCAUAUCUAUCUGCUACAUCAUGAAGUUGCUCGAAUCGGGUGAUUAUUUCUUGAACAAUCCUGUCCAAGGUAGAAUAAAUUUCCCUUCGUAUCUCUUCUUUGUGUGUAAGUACAGAGUAGUCACUUUUCUCACCAGGCAUCUUUUUCUUAUGGCCAAUACGUUUUUGAGGUUCUGUACUGACUCUCAGAUCUGAACCAAUGCUUUCGGCAAAGGUAAUGCUGGCUUCAGCGAUGUCCUCUCGAUUACUACUUAAAAAUGUCUCUAAUGUUUUUAGUUUGAGUGAGCAGUCUUGAAUAGACAAUCUUUGUUUUUGAAGGUAGAAUUGCGCAUCAUUAAUUUCAGUUAAUACAGGAGCCCAAAAUCCAAGAUAGGUGAGAAAAUUAAAAGACUGAAUAGCAACUAAUAAUCCACCUGCUUCAGAUCUAGUCGAUGAAUAUUCAUCUCUGCUAGUUAAUGUCUCCAGAGUUUCUAUAAUUUUAGAAAAUUUAUCCCUAACCAUCUUGACGGCUUCUCCUCUGCCGCUCCAGCGGGUCUCAACUAGACGUUUAAGGUUAGUUCAGGUUAUUUUGAUGAGGAUAUCCCAGCGGUGUGUUGAAGUUGAGAAAAAGGAGUGUGAACGGUCCAGUGUACCAAAAAAAUGACAAGGCCUAAAGUUUAAUAACAUUCUUUUCUUUGGUGGGAAUGGUUGAGAUGGUUAUGUUCUUAGUUAUAUUUGAUUCAUUGUUGAUACAUUACAAUACUCUGAUGAAUUACAAGUUAUCUGUAUUCAGUGCUUUAUGUUUUUGCAUUUUAUGAUUUUACAUUGCAAAUUUUGAAAUGUGCUAGUAUAUUUUAUUCUUUUUGACUGUUGUUUAAUUAGGACUGUAUUGUUUACGCUAUCUGAUGGUUCAGCUUCUUCAGUAUGAAUUUUUGAGGAGUGUACUAAAGACAUGCUUGUUUGCUGUCCUUUAGUCUCUAGAACCUUCGGUAUUGAAGUAGUUUCUUCUUUUUCAUCAUUCAGGAUGUCGGCCUCAUCAUUUCUUUCUGGAUUCAAUGAUAACUGUCUCAUCUUGCUUUGUUGCUUUUAAUUGUUCAGUUAAUUCAUACCCAAUAACAGCUCGCCUAUAGUCGGUGGACUCUGUGAAAUAUUUAGAAAUGAAGUCAACUAUCUCAAGAUUGGAUGAAGAAGUUACAUAUUUAGAAAAUACAAAAGCUAGCCUGGAAAUGGAGAGGGAUAGCAUCUCUUCCAGUAUGAUGGAGGAGCGAGAAAAGUUUCAUAAUGAAUGUUCAGUACUGACAUCUUCAAUCUUAGAAUUACAGACCACAGUAACAAACUAUGAAGGCAAGAACAAUCUCUUGAAUAAAACUGUACUAGAACUGCAAUCUAAAAAUGCUCAUUUAGAAAAUGAUAUGAAUAUCAUUUCUUCCCAGCUAGAUGCUGAGUCAGCAAGUCAGCAAAAAAGAAUUUUGAGCUUAAGUCGACCAUAUCUGCAUUGCAAGAAGAAUCUCAGGCAGAAAAAGACCAAUUGAAAAUGACCAUAUCUGCAUUUCAAGAAGAAUUUCAGGCAGAGAAAGACCAUUUGAAAGCUGCCAUGUCAGAAUUACAGAACGACACCAUAGAAUUCAAAGAGAGAAUUAGAUUACACUAAGCAAGAGUGUCAAACUGUUUUGUCUCAACUGCAUAAAGAAAGGGAGUCUCUAAACUCGUACAAAUUAGAAAACUCACAGAUGAAAUCAACUAUUUUGAAUAAAGAGAAAGAAAUAGCAGAUUUGAAAGCUGAAAUUAGAAAUCUAGCUAAUACUUUAGUGGAAUCAGAAUACAUUAGAAACGACCUUGAGAAAGGCAAAAAUGUCCUCUCGCUUAGCUGAUGAAAGGGAACAAUUCAAGAAAGAAUGCUCCGUUUUGAACUCAUCAGUAGCAGAACUGACGCAGAAGCUUGAGCACUGUGAGAAUGAGAGAAGUAACUUGAAUCAAACAAAACAGGAGCUCAAGACUAUGAUUGUCCAUUUGGAAAAAGACAAGGAGGCUUUGUCAUCACAGCUGGAAGAAAACUGGAAACUGAUUAAAAAUAUAGAGCCUUUCAGAGAUGUCUUGGAUAAUUUUCAAAUGGAAAAAAAAUUCUUGUUGGAAAGAGACAAAUAUACAAGUGAGCAAAUGGAAAGAUUGACCAAAGAAGCCAUUAAAAACAUGGGUCAACAAAACCAUCGCCAGAAAGUCAAAUAUGUGGAGACUUUGAAAAAGAUUACUCCGGUGAUUGCUACUACACAAUGUGACUCUUCCAAAAUGACACAGACACCUGGCGAACCAAGAAUUCCUUUUAAAGGAAAAAAAUGCUGUCUGAAUCUGAGUGCAUGUGCCCAGUAUGCAUUAGCUUACUCAUUCAGCCUGUAACGUUUCCCCUUGCAAUCACUCACUGUGUUUAAAAUGUUACAAGGAAACACUGGAAAAAAGCCAACCUCCCAUGUCCAGUCUGCAGGAAGCGCAUUUCAGUCUGGGCUAGAAAAGCUGCC
Biomphalaria glabrata is the source of this 3662-nucleotide messenger RNA. RefSeq names its product hyaluronan mediated motility receptor-like. Lineage: Eukaryota; Metazoa; Mollusca; Gastropoda; Planorbidae. The transcript has 9 exons. The coding region runs from base 3001 to 3543 and encodes 180 amino acids. The record is from RefSeq and is a predicted model, not a curated record.